AUGGGUUCUGCAACAUUCAUUUUCUUCUUUGCAUUGCUUGCACUGCCACUUGCCACUCUUGAGCUCUUGAGCUCCCUUGACAAGGAACUGCAGCGAGCAGAACUAAAUCCGAUGACAAUCACCGUUGGACACGAUGGAUCGACGGAUUUCAAUAACAUAACAGACGCCAUUGCAAGCAUCCCACCGAACAACACAAGCAGGGUGGUGGUGGAGAUAAGGCCUGGAUUCUAUCGGGAGAAGGUAGUGAUCCCUAUGGAUAGACAGUUUGUUACACUAUCUGGAGACGCUGCAAAUCCACCGACAAUUUCAUGGAAUGACACGGCAUCCACAACCGGUACAACAUCUAAAAGUGCCGCGGUGACUGUCAUUGGGAACUAUUUCAUAGCCACAUAUAUCCAAUUUGAGAACUCAGCACCAACUCCUAAAAGUGGGGCAGAGAAGGGGCAAGCAGUGGCUGCAAGAGUAAAAGGGGAUAAAGCAGCUUUCUAUCAUUGUGCCUUUGUCGGAUACCAAGAUACUCUGUAUGACCAGCAAGGCCUCCACUAUUUCAGCAAGUGCUUCAUUCAAGGUACCCUUGACUUCAUUUGUGGCAACGGUCGAUCCCUCUACGAGGAUUGCCAAUUGAAUUUUAUUGGCGAGAGCAAAUCUUGGAUCACAGCCCAAAAGAGAGAUAAGGAAUCCAAUAAAACCGGAUUCUCCUUCGUAGGAGGACAUAUCACUGGACUUGGGCAUGGGAUGGUGUAUUUAGGACGACCAUGGGGUCGAUUCUCGACAGUUGUAUUUUCUAGCACCCAAAUGGAUCAACUGGUAGAACCUCAAGGUUGGGACAAUUUUUGGUCAAAUGAAGACCGAAGCAAGACUAUAUACUAUGCAGAAUAUGCUAGUUGGGGGCUUGGUGCCAACGACACAGGCAGAGUUCCUUGGUAUCAUAAGCUGACAGAAGCUGAAGCAAGUACAUUCAGAGGAAAAGACUACAUUAAUGGAUCCACAUGGAUCCUUUGA
Molecule: messenger RNA, 1002 nt
Organism: Amborella trichopoda
Lineage: Eukaryota; Viridiplantae; Streptophyta; Magnoliopsida; Amborellales; Amborellaceae
Source: RefSeq, a predicted model, not a curated record